Kazachstania africana CBS 2517 is the source of this 3063-nucleotide messenger RNA. It is a transcript of the gene VSB1, whose product is annotated as Vsb1p. The record is from RefSeq and is a predicted model, not a curated record. NCBI's taxonomy places the organism in Eukaryota, Fungi, Ascomycota, Saccharomycetes, Saccharomycetales, Saccharomycetaceae. Bases 1 to 3063 code for a protein of 1020 amino acids. Gene Ontology annotation, cellular component: membrane. The transcript has a single exon.
AUGACAAGCUUUAAUAAAUCUAAUGACGCAAGGGCAAGUAAAAGAUUAUCUCUUUCUGAUUCCAUAAGCAGGUCCUUAGGAUUGCAAGAUCAAGAAUCCAACAUAGCAGGUACCGAUAAUGAAUUAUCGAAUUCCAAAUCCAAUUACUUAAGCCGUUCUUAUAUGUACGGGCUUCUACCCUCUGCUACACCAGUAGAAGAGCUUGAAACAAAUACUCUGCCUUUAUCCAAUGAUUUAAGGAACAAAUCGAUACAUCAGUCAAGGAUACUGCAUAAACAGACAGCUGCGAUAUGUGAAGACUUCAACGAAUCUGACGAAGGAAGUAUGAAAGACUACUUAGAUUUCAUAGAAAACACUGAUCGAGAUAAUAUAAAUGAACAUAAAGAAAGUCUACCUGUAACAGUUGUACUGUCGACCCCGGCCGAUGAAGUUGAAGAACAAGAUGAGUCUUCAAGAUUACUAUUAACUCCUUCGUCUUCAAAUGCAGAAGUGUCUUCUAUAGCAGAAGGUCUGCGACACCAUUACUCAUCAAUAGAGUCCACAAAAGACAAUAAUAUGCCCAUUGAAGAGCAACAAGAUAAUACUAUCAAUGAAAAACUGAGUACGUUUUUCUAUAACACCUUACAAUAUUUUCCUGCAUCGGUACUUGGCUUACUUUUGAAUAUUCUUGACGCUUUAUCAUAUGGUAUGAUUAUAUUCCCAAUAAGUGAACCCAUUUUCUCACAUUUAGGACCGACAGGCAUGUCAAUGUUUUAUAUUUCAACCAUUAUAUGUCAGUUCAUCUACUCAAGUGGCUGGUCUAGCUUUCCAUCAUGUAUUGGUAGCGAAAUGAUAGAAAUUACACCUUUUUUCCACACGAUGGCAUUUGCUAUUAUGAGAUCGUUACCUGGCGAAGAAAACCAGGACGCAAUUAUAACCACUACAAUUUUUUGCUAUGUAAUAAGUUCAAUGUUCACUGGGCUCACAUUCCUGACUUUAGGGAAAUUACGAUUAGGAAAGAUAGUUGGCUUCUUUCCUCGUCAUAUACUUAUAGGUUGCAUUGGCGGUGUCGGUUAUUUUCUCUUAAUCACAGGUAUCGAGGUUACCACGAGAAUUGCCAAAUUCGAGUAUUCCCUUCCACUAAUAAAGGAACUCUUUACAGACACAAGCAUGCUAUGGAAAUGGCUAACUCCCACCCUGUUAACUGUAGUUUUGAUACUUACCCAGAAAUGUUUCAAAAGAUCACUAGUGUUGCCAUCAUUUUAUAUUGCCACAUUAAUACUUUUCCAUUUUAUAGUGGCUAUUAUUCCUAGAUUAUCGCUUACACAAUUACGUGAGGCAGGAUGGAUUUUCUCCAAUACAGCGCCCAAUUCUGCAUGGUAUGACCAUUAUAAAUUAUUUGAUUUUCAUAAAGUUCAUUGGCUCUUAGUAUUCAAACAAAUUCCUACAAUGCUAGCUUUAACGUUUUUUGGAAUCCUUCACGUUCCUAUCAAUGUUCCUGCUUUGGCGAUGUCAGUUCAAAUGGACAAAUAUGACGUUGAUAAAGAAUUGAUUGCCCAUGGUCUGUCUAAUCUUGUGAGUGGGAUGUUUGGUUCAAUACAAAACUAUCUAGUCUAUACCAAUAGUGUACUCUUCAUUAGGGCUGGCGCAGAUUCUCCAUUUGCUGGCUAUUUACUUAUAUUUCUGACCAUUGUUGUUAUGCUAAUAGGCCCUGUCAUCAUCUCCUUCAUCCCAAUUUGUAUUGUCGGUUCCUUAAUAUUUUUAUUAGGAUACGAAUUGCUUGUUGAAGCAUUGUUAGAUACCUGGGACAAAUUAACUACCUUUGAGUAUGUUACUGUUGUUGUAAUUGUACUGACCAUGGGAAUAGUUGAUUUCGUUCUAGGUAUCAUUGUCGGAAUUUUGAUUGCAUGUUUCAAAUUUUUAAUUGAUAGUUCAAAGUUACAAACGAUUAACGGUGAAUUUAGCGGCAAAGUAGCGAAGAGUACUGUAAAUAGAGAUUUGAUACAAUCUAAGUUUUUAAAUGGUAUUGGGGAUCAAAUUUAUGUUCUGAAAUUGCAAAAUUUACUAUUUUUUGGAACAAUUAUUUCCAUCGAAGAAAAAAUAGAUAAAUUGCUUGAAAUGAGUGACAGGAACUCCUCAAAGAGACAAAUUAAGUAUUUAAUACUGGAUUUUAGAAACAUCAAUGCCGAUAACAUUGAUUAUUCAGCUGCAGAAGGAUUUAAUAGAAUAAAGAGACUUACAGAAUCCAAAAACAUCCAAUUGAUCAUAUCCUCCAUUAAGGUAAGAGACCGCAUUUACAAUUCAUUCAAUAAAGUAGGUCUUUUAGUAGGUGUCGAAUUGUUCAAUGACCUCAACGGUGCAUUAGAAUGGUGUGAAAAUGAGUUCCUUUAUCAAUAUAAAAUGAUUCGUGAAAGAAUCAAGAUAAAAAAUGUAAAGACGGCCACACAUUCGAGUGAUGGCAACUUAUCGAAGCCCUCAGCCAUGACAUUAUCUAUUAAUACCCCACGUAACUAUCAGAUUUAUUCUGUUGCCCAGAACAUAUUCAAGAAUGAGGAACAAACAGUAGACCGUUUGAAGAAUCGUUUUCAAGACCAGACUCCCGUUCUCCCUCUGCUGUUGUUUGCAUUGAAGCAGUACAGACCAGACAUUGUUUCAGUAGAUAAAGUGAAGAAAGGAAAAGAGAUAGAAUUUUGGAGCCAAUUAGCCCCAUAUUUUUCUAAAAAGAGAAUUGCUUCUCAAUCUAUUCUGUAUCAUGGUAAUAAUAUAUUUUUUCUAGUGGAAAUAGGGGUCUUGAAGGUGACUUUUGACUUACCACAAGGAAAAGUAUAUGAGACAAUGUCAAAGAGAGCAUGCUAUGGUAAAAUAAUGGGAAAAAUCCCAGUGAGUGAAGCAGAUGCACCAAGUUCCCAAGCAAUGAUUAUUAAGACGGAGGCUGACACUGUUAUAUGGAUUAUUGAUUCAAGUGCCUUGAAGAAAAUGAAGGACGAGAAUAUUGAAUUAUAUUUAGAGUUGGUAUUACUUGUAAUGACGAUAAAAGACAUAAGAUUCAAGAGCCUCUUGGGUCAUGCCUUAGUAAGUACAUAA